UCAUGCUGAGUUCAUGUAGGUACCUUCUUUAGCUGGCUCUUUUCAGAGGCAAAGGCAGGACAAUGCUGCUCUCUGCUGUUCACAGUGCUGCAGGAUAAGAACCACCACCAUGAUAUCCUCUGCCCUAUUUUGGGGACUUAUUUCCCUCAUUGGUACUUCCAAGGGCUUGUCCCCUUUAACUCACUCAAUGAACCCUCUCCUGCAACCCCGCCUGUACCAUGGCUGCUACGGUGACAUCCUGACCAUGGAUACCCCUGGGGCCACCUGUGAUAUAACAAGGUUGAUUAACUGUGGGAUCCGUGGUUCUGAAAUGUUUGCCGAGAUGGAUUUGAGGGCCAUAAGGCCUUACCAGACGCUGAUCAAAGAAGUUGGACUGAGGUAUUGUGUGGACCCAGCUCUCAUUGCAGCCAUCAUCUCCAGAGAAAGCCAUGGUGGAACCAUCCUUAAAGAUGGCUGGGACCACAGGGGACAUAAGUUUGGCUUGAUGCAGCUUGAUAAACAAAUUUACAAACCUGUUGGUGCCUGGGACAGCAAAGAACACCUUUUGCAGGCUGUUGGGAUUCUCACAGACAGAAUUAAGACAAUCCAGAAAAAAUUCCCCACGUGGAAUGUGGCUCAGCACCUCAAAGGUGGUCUCUCGGCCUAUAAGUCAGGAGCUGAUGCAAUUGUCACCCCCAUGGACAUAGACAAUGAUUUGGUCAAUGAUCUUCUCGCCCGAGCUAAAUUCUAUAAAAGACAUAGCUUCUAGAUUCUGUGGGUGGGUCAAGUUAGCAGGUGCUCAAAUGGCCUCUUUUUUGAGGGUUUGAUAUGUUGUGUCCAACCCUGGCAAAAGAAUGGUUUCAUUUGACAGAAAAUCCAUUCCUUAAUUUUUAAAUGCAAAUAACCAUAAACAAGAAAAGAAA
This is a messenger RNA of Talpa occidentalis (Iberian mole), 902 nucleotides long. It is a transcript of the gene LYG2, whose product is annotated as lysozyme g2. NCBI's taxonomy places the organism in Eukaryota, Metazoa, Chordata, Mammalia, Eulipotyphla, Talpidae. Gene Ontology annotation, cellular component: extracellular region. The record is from RefSeq and is a predicted model, not a curated record. Gene Ontology annotation, molecular function: lysozyme activity. The coding region runs from base 110 to 748 and encodes 212 amino acids. Gene Ontology annotation, biological process: defense response to Gram-positive bacterium; peptidoglycan catabolic process. The transcript is spliced from 6 exons.